CUAAACAGGCUAGGCUAGGAUAGGAUUUGGCGGGAGGAGGUCCUCGUGUGAGUCGUGUCGUGUGUAAAAGAGGAGAGAAGAAGGUGACAUGGUUUCUGUGGACGUAGGAGCUUUCAUGAGUCGAGUAGAGAGACUCUACACAGACUGGGAGUCAGAAGAAGACACUAACCUGUGGAAUGAGGUGGACUGCGUUGCUGUCAUUGUUGGAAGAGAUGAAGAAGUAUUAUACGCUAAAUCCACAGCCUUACAGACCUGGCUAUUUGGUUACGAGUUGACGGACACUCUUUGUCUUUUCUGCGCUAACGAGAUUCACAUCCUCACGAGUAAAAAGAAGGCGGAGUUUUUGAAACCAGUUGAAGGACAGCUAGAGAAGAAGAGCGACCUUCCGAACCUUGUGAUACAUCUGAGGAACAAAGGAGACAAUGAUCAAGGAAAUUUUGAAGACGUAAUAAAAGCAGCCAAAGGAAGUAAAAGAGGAAAGAAAGUUGGUGUUUUCAUUAAGGAUGAAUUCACUGGGGAUUUCAUCGAAGGAUGGACAGCAGCUCUGAAGGAAUCAAGUUUAAAACAAAUUGAUGUAAGUGCUGCCUUUGCUUAUGUCUCCGCCCCUAAGGACGACAAAGAGGUUGAAAUCAUUAAGAAAGCUUGCCAGAUUGCAGCUAACGUGUUUAGUAAGCACGUCAGGAAAGAGAUAGCGACCAUUGUGGAUGAAGAAAAGAAAGUGAAGCACAGUCGGCUAGCUGAUGGUAUUGAUAAAGCUAUCACUGAUGACAAGAAGUUGCUGCCAGCUGGAGUGGACUCGGAACAGGUGGAGAUAUGCUAUGCACCAAUUAUACAAAGUGGAGGGAAAUACCAGCUGAAGUUUAGCACUGUCAGCAAUGAUGACAGACUCCAUUUUGGUACUAUAAUAUGUUCUCUUGGCGUGAGGUACAAGUCCUAUUGCUCUAACAUUUGUAGAACGAUGUUCGUAGAACCGACUCAAGAGAUGCAAGACAAUUAUUCAUUUCUUCUUUCUCUUUACGAGAAGACACUCGAGUUUUUAAAAGUGGGCGUGCCUCUCUCCGAAGUUUACAAUGAUACUUAUCGUUACGUUGAGUCUCAACGUCCUGACCUGAUUGAUCACUUUGUAAAGACCAUCGGGUUUGCAACCGGUUUAGAGUUCCGUGAAGCAUUUUUACAAAUAUCACCGAAAUGUAAUAUCUCAAUUGUAGCAGGAAUGGUUUUCUGUGUUAAUUUGGGUUUUUCUAAUUUAACGAAUUCUUCGUCAAAAGACGAUCAAGGAAAAGUCUAUGCUCUUUUUAUUGGAGACGUAGUUCUUGUCAACAAAUCUGGUCCAGCCACGGAAUUGUCUUCAGCUUCUAAAAAGAAGCUACGAAGCAUUGCAAUAUUCUUUGGAGAUGACGACGAACAAGACAAAGGAGAGGAGAAUAUCAACCCGGAAUUAUUCUCUGGUAAAGAGUCCCGUCUUCUCGACACACGUACAAGAACUGAGAUCCCAUCCGAAGACAGACGUAAAGAGCACCAGGCCCAACUUAAGAAACAGAUUAAUGAAGAAGCAAAAAAACGAUUGUUAGAUGGAAUGCAGGAUAACAUUUCCAAAAGGCCCAAGCUCUCUUCAAUGGUAGCAUACAAGCAUCCCUCAGUUCUUCCUGUGAGAGAGAAUGACGUACAGAACCUUCAUCUUUACGUUGAUCGUAAACACGAGGCAGUCAUCCUGCCCAUAUAUGGUGUCCCAGUUCCAAUACACAUAUCAAUGAUAAAGAACAUUAGUAAGAGCGAAGAGGGUUCUUAUACCUACCUGAGGAUCAACCUGUUUCAUCCUGGAAGUACAAUGGGCAGAAUGGAUGGAGUUGUGUUUCCUAAUCCCGAGGCUAGUUUUGUCAAAGAACUGUCGUUUCGUGGUUAUAAUUCUGCCAGUAAUUACCUGGGUGGGGGCGGGAUCAGUCUAGUUGGUAUAUUCCACUCGAUUAAGGAGCUACAGAAGAAGUUCCGAACUCGAGAGCAAGAGAAGAGAGAACUGGAGGGGUACCACGAGCAGGACUCACUCAUCGUCAGUUCUUCCAAAGGAAACCCUCGACUGAAGGACCUCUUCAUGAGGCCUGUGAUAGGACAGAGGAGGAUACAGGGUGUAUUAGAGGCCCAUACUAAUGGACUGAGGUAUACUAAUUUAAGAGGAGACCACGUUGACAUCAUUUACAAUAACAUUAAACAUGCAUUUUUUCAGCCUUCGAAAGGUGAAAUGAUUGUCCUGUUACAUUUUCAUUUAAAACAUCCGAUCAUAAUUGGAAAGAAGAAACAGGCUGAUAUACAGUUCUAUACUGAGGUCGGAGAGAUAAUGACAGACUUGGGACGAAACCACCACAUGCACGACAGGGAUGACUUACUUGCUGAACAGACUGAGAGGGAACUCCGUCAAAAGCUGGACAAUGCGUUUGAUUCCUUCAGACGUAAAGUGGAGCAGAUGCCUCAGUGUCAUGUGGACUUUGAAAAACCUUUUAGAGACCUAGGGUAUCCUGGUGUACCGUUUAGAAGCACUGUGUUCCUGAUGCCUACUGCUAACUGUUUGGUUAAUCUCACAGAACAACCUCCAUUUAUUGUCACUUUAGACGAAGUUGAACUUGUUCACUUUGAGAGAGUACAAUUUCAGCUAAAGAACUUUGAUAUGGUGUUAGUUUUUAAGGAUUACAAGCGGAAGGUGUCAAUGGUUGCCAGCAUACCAAUGAAGAACCUGGACCAAGUUAAAGAAUGGCUCAAUUCUUGUGACAUUCGGUACACUGAAGGAGUACAGAGUCUCAGUUGGGCUAAGAUUAUGAAAACCAUUAACGAGGACCCUGAGGGGUUCUUUGAGAGUGGUGGGUGGAGCUUCCUUGACCCUGAGAGCGACGAAGAGGAGGAGGAUGAAAGCAGUGAGAGUGAUGAAUACCAACCCUCGGACGAUGGAGAUAUGGAGGUAGGGGAUGAAAGCGAGGAAGAAGAUUCUGAUGAAAACUAUACUUCAAUAUCUGAGGGAGAUGAAUCAGAUUAUGAAGACAGUGAAGAAGAUGAGGAAAGUGGAAAGGACUGGGAUGAACUGGAGGAAGAAGCAAGAAAAGCUGACAGAGCUAGAGAGGAGCCUGAACCAGAGCCGACCCCAAGGAAAAGAAAACACUCCAAAAUGGGCAACAGCAGACCAGCUCCUCCUCCUUCAAAAAAGGCAGCACACAAAUCCUCACCAAAGAAAAGGAGAAGAUAGAUCAGAAAUGGCUGGCCACUUCUUCCUUUUACUCACACGCAAUCUCUCAACUUUGAAAUGCAAUGAAAUACAUUACACACAAACUUAUCUCCUGCUGUCAACUUCAUGUCUUUAAAAUGAAUAAUAAUGACAGAAA
Molecule: messenger RNA, 3365 nt
Organism: Amphimedon queenslandica
Lineage: Eukaryota; Metazoa; Porifera; Demospongiae; Haplosclerida; Niphatidae
Product: FACT complex subunit SPT16-like
Exons: 33
Coding region: 89-3229 (1046 amino acids)
Biological process (GO): transcription elongation by RNA polymerase II
Cellular component (GO): FACT complex
Molecular function (GO): nucleosome binding
Source: RefSeq, a predicted model, not a curated record